Molecule: messenger RNA, 1291 nt
Organism: Morone saxatilis (striped sea-bass)
Lineage: Eukaryota; Metazoa; Chordata; Actinopteri; Moronidae
Gene: barx1
Product: BARX homeobox 1
Exons: 4
Coding region: 295-1041 (248 amino acids)
Biological process (GO): regulation of DNA-templated transcription
Molecular function (GO): DNA-binding transcription factor activity, RNA polymerase II-specific; DNA binding
Source: RefSeq, a predicted model, not a curated record
GCGGGCAUGAACACGACCGGGUUCGGGAGUUUUUGGUCAAAGGUUCGCUCUCGGAACCAGAUUGCGUCUCCAAAAAGAACCAAAGCUGACCAGAAGUAACGCGUAAAACCCGCAGAGGACGCGCAGAGACCUCGGCUACCUGCACAUUACUUUGCCUGAUCCAGAACCUGAGGAUAACUACGCUCUUGAUCUGCGGGACUAACAGAGGCACCACGGGGGGAAUAUGACAGCCGGCCUGGGCCACUGAAAGGAGUGAGAAUCGGUGUACGCGCUUGGUGACCGCACAGCCACAUUAUGCAGCAUCCUUUGGACAUGGGGGCGCAUUACUAUCCUCCGGAGAUCCACCCAGACCACAGGACUCAUCGCUACAGGAGUUUCAUGAUAGAGGAGAUCCUGACUGAUCACCCGGAGCACAAAGCGUCGGCUCCGGCCGGAGAGCUGCUUAAAUUCGGGGUACAUGCUCUCCUGUCCGCCCGGCCUUUCCACAGCCAGCUGGUGCUAAAGGCCGACCAGACGAGCCUCCUCAAGUUCCCCAUAUCCCCGCUGUCCUGCUCGCUGGGCUCCCCGCUCGGCUCCCCGCUGCUGUCCGCCGGUCCGGGCCUGCAGGUCGGCGCAGCGUCUCACCACCUGCCGCUGGACCUGCACCUCCGCGGGAAGCUGGAGCACGGGGCCGACGGGGGCAGCAAGACCAAGAAGGGCCGCCGGAGCCGCACCGUGUUCACCGAGCUGCAGCUGAUGGGCCUGGAGAAACGCUUCGAGAAGCAGAAGUACCUCUCCACGCCUGACAGAAUAGACCUGGCAGAGUCGUUGGGGCUCAGUCAGCUGCAAGUGAAAACAUGGUACCAGAACAGACGGAUGAAAUGGAAGAAGAUUGUGUUGCAGGGAGGAGGCCUGGAGUCCCCGACCAAACCGAAAGGCCGUCCGAAGAAGAACUCCAUCCCCAGCAGCGAGCAGCUAUCUGAACAGGAAAGAUCCGCCACUGACGCUGACCCCCAGUCCGAAGGCUCCAGCUCCCACUUAGAGAGCACUCAGGAGGAGUGACCCGGCCGCAGCCACACACACUCUGACUCUAAGCUCUGGGACGCUCUGUGUGUAUCUCCAGGACGGGGCAGAAUCCAGCAUGUGGUGCUGCUGCUGCUCCUGAACCUGGACUCCAAAGACUCUGCAGAAACCUGAACUGUACGAGCCGACAUCCUCCAGCAGCCGUGUGCUCUUUGUCGUAGCUCCCUCAUGGCGAACUUGCUGCUGUUGAGGAGGCGGACUCAAACCUUUGCAGUAGGUCUAACCUUUA